ACCUCACACACCGUAAAAAAAAUGAAAUGAGUUGGCAAAAACCUAAUAUUACAGCACCAAAAACAACCGUAAAAAAGAAAGUCAAAAUAAACUACCGCACCUUCAUCUAAUCUUGAGGAUGAGAUUCAGCUGUGCAUCAUUUUUCACAUAAAUUUCAUUUCUUUUGUUUUGGUUGAGUUUCUUUUGGAUAAAAAUACGUUUCGAGAAUCAAGAAUUGAAUCUUGGAAAUACGUUUGAAGAAUCAAGAAUUGGAGUGGUGAAAAGGAGAGAUCAAGAGGAGGAAUUUGGUCUCCUCUUGGGUGGAAUGGAAAAUUUGGAGGGGAUUAUACAGAGGUUGUUGGAAGGGAGGAAUAAUAGAGGGAAGAGAAUUCAGUUGACUGAACCUGAAAUUAAAAAUCUUUGUCUCACUGCUAAACAAGUUUUCCUUUCUCAGCCUGUUCUUCUUGAAUUGGAAGCUCCCAUUAAUAUUUGUGGUGACAUACACGGACAAUAUCCAGAUCUUCUACGAUUAUUCGAGUAUGGUGGAUUUCCACCAGAUUCCAACUAUUUAUUUCUUGGAGAUUAUGUAGAUAGAGGAAAACAAAGUAUAGAAACUAUAUGCCUUCUUCUCGCCUACAAGAUCAAGUUCCCAGACAACUUCUUUCUCCUUCGAGGGAAUCACGAAUGUGCUUCUAUCAACAGAAUCUACGGAUUUUACGAUGAGUGCAAGCGACGUUUCAGUGUUCGUCUGUGGAAAACUUUCACCGAAUGCUUCAACUGUUUACCAGUAGCGGCAGUAGUGGAUGACAAAAUCCUAUGCAUGCAUGGCGGACUCUCACCAGAAAUGGAGAGCUUGGAUCAGAUUCGAGCUAUAGAAAGACCGGUAGAUGUGCCAGACCAAGGUCUUAUAUGUGACCUCCUCUGGGCGGAUCCGGAUAGAGACAUCAGAGGGUGGGGCGAAAAUGAUAGAGGUGUUUCCUUUACCUUCGGAGCCGACAAGGUUGCUGAAAUCUUGAAGAAACAUGAUCUUGAUCUCAUAUGCCGAGCUCACCAGGUAGUGGAGGAUGGAUACGAGUUCUUCGCAGAUAGGCAAUUGGUUACCAUAUUCUCUGCGCCGAACUACUGCGGAGAGUUCAACAAUGCGGGCGCGCUGAUGUGUGUCAAUGAAAGUUUGCUCUGCUCAUUUCAGAUUCUGAAGCCCUGGAAAGGAAAAGCAGGACAGCUUGAAUAGUUUCCUACCAACAACGAGGCGCAUUUCUUGUCUUCCAUAGUCAAUUUAGUUAGUGCUCUGCUUCUUUUUCAAUUUUCACUUGUACAAUAUUCAGCUUGGAAUGAGAUAAAGCCUCUACAAAAUCCAGGUUUAUUCAUGUUUAACUUAGAGAUAUUAUCAGAAAGCUGUGUAUAUAAUACAUUAUAUGGACAACUGCUGAAACAAAUAAGCAGCCCUUGAAUGCAUUUCCAAUUUUACAA
Messenger RNA from Mercurialis annua (annual mercury), 1449 nucleotides. RefSeq lists its product as uncharacterized. The record is from RefSeq and is a predicted model, not a curated record. The transcript has 3 exons. Gene Ontology annotation, cellular component: nucleus; cytoplasm. NCBI's taxonomy places the organism in Eukaryota, Viridiplantae, Streptophyta, Magnoliopsida, Malpighiales, Euphorbiaceae. Gene Ontology annotation, molecular function: protein serine/threonine phosphatase activity. Bases 305 to 1210 code for a protein of 301 amino acids.